CCAAACCGGAAAAGAAGUCGCGCCACCUAGCAGUUCCGGUGUACGUCACUUUGACGUCACGGUGUCAGUGGUUGCUCUCGACAUGCACUGAAUAAACGAACACGUCGUUUGGUUGGUGGUGAAGCGUAGCAGAGAGACAAGAAAGGCGGUGGUCGUGGUAGUUUGUAGUUGCUGUUUUCAUGGCGGCUUUGCGCGUUGGUGUUUGUUGACUGUUGUGUUGCCUUGUGUGUCGCCUUGUGAAAGUGCAAGUGUCGGUGGCAGCGUUUUUGGAGCAGCGGCAGCAUGAACAGCAGGUUGGUCGCGUGGUUCGUCGCACGCCGGCGGGAACGAUCUACCCGCCCCUGCCGUGACCCGUUCGCCAUGAGGGGAGACGUUUUUCGGCGGCAUUUCCGCAUGACGAAGAGCUCCGUGCGGCUGCUUUGCAGUGAGCUUGCAGACCAUCUGGAGCCCCUGACCGCGGGAGGCCUGAGCGUUGAGGACCAAGUUCUCUGCGCGCUCAGGUUCUUUGCGACAGGAAGUUUCCAGUUGUCAAUCGGCAGCGAGGCGACUAUUGACAUGUCGCAGGCUUCUGUGAGCCGCUGCAUAGCGAGAGUCGCGCAUGCCAUUGCUGUCGUGGGGAAGGAGCGAGGAUGGGUGGCCUUUCCACGCACCUCAAGCGACCGAGCAGCCAUCAAGCAAGGUUUCUUGCAACACGGCCGGCUUGGAGGUGUAAUUGGAUGCGUCGAUGGCACAUUCGUCGCUAUUGUUGCCCCGAGGCUCCCUCCUGCACAGAAGGCACCCUACUGGUCCCGGAAGGGCUAUUACGCCCUCAAUACAAUGGUGGUGUGCGACUCGGACUUGAGGGUGAGGUACAUUGAUCCGCGGUUCGCUGGCUCAUGCCACGACGCGCACGUGUGGCGACACUCGCUGCUUCGCAGGCGCAUCGUGAGUGGCCGCAUUGUCGUGCAAGACGGGGAGUACCUGUUGGGUGACAGUGCGUAUCCACUUGAGCCGUGGCUCAUGACGCCUGUACCAGGCCACCCUGCCCUCAACACACCGGAAGGGCGGUUCAACACUGCCCACGCCUCCACAAGGUCAGCGGUGGAGCGCUGCAUCGGCGUUAUGAAGAGCCGUUUCCGAUGCCUGCAGCGUCACCGCGCCUUGCACUAUGGUCCCAGAAAAGCGGGUUCAAUUGUGGCGGCGUGUGCGGCACUUCACAAUCUGUGCAUUCACGAAGGUGAGCCAUACCCGAGCCAUUUGUACCACCACCACGAUGACGAUGGCAAUGACGACGAUAGCAAUGACGACGAUGACGACGACGACGAUGGCGACGACGCUGAUGGCGACGACGCUGAUGCCGACAACGAUGGCGACGAUGAUGGUGAUCACUCACUUGGCUCCACAGGCACAACGACGCAGACUGCAUCACCGCAACGAAGGCGGGCCCUGUUCUUGCGUGGCAGCAGGCCCCUGCAGCAUAUCCAGCGAGCUGUUUGGCAGGCACGUCGCCUUCAACACUAG
Messenger RNA from Dermacentor silvarum, 1500 nucleotides. RefSeq names its product putative nuclease HARBI1. The transcript is spliced from 4 exons. NCBI's taxonomy places the organism in Eukaryota, Metazoa, Arthropoda, Arachnida, Ixodida, Ixodidae. The coding region runs from base 283 to 1500 and encodes 405 amino acids. The record is from RefSeq and is a predicted model, not a curated record.